Messenger RNA from Solea solea (common sole), 6193 nucleotides. RefSeq names its product transmembrane protein 131 (gene tmem131). Bases 141 to 5558 code for a protein of 1805 amino acids. Gene Ontology annotation, cellular component: membrane. The record is from RefSeq and is a predicted model, not a curated record. The transcript is spliced from 41 exons. NCBI's taxonomy places the organism in Eukaryota, Metazoa, Chordata, Actinopteri, Pleuronectiformes, Soleidae.
GGUGCAUGCAACGGAAGAAAAGGAGGAGGAGAAGAAGAGGAAGAAGAAGAAGCAUCAGUUCGCUGCAGCCGCUGCUCAGACGGGAGUUGAGUUUUUUCUCUCGGCUAUGAUUGACAGAGUCAGCAGAGGUUUACACGGGCAUGUCCGCUCACUCGCUCGGUUGUUAUCGUAACAGGAAGAUUUGCGGCAUGGCGAGUCAAGAAAGAGCACAGAGCUGUCGCCACUCACACUCAACAACCAGAGCGCCAUGUGUUGGAUUACUGAGGAUGUUAUUUAUUGCUUUUAUCCACGCGACGCGGGCAAAUAAACAAGCAUUCAUUCAGUCAGACACAAUUCUAGAAGUUCUACAUUUUGGCGAGGGAAGCCUUUUACAGGCAGAAUCGGACAUUGAUUUUAGUUUAUAUCAUCAACAAAGCACGUCCCCGCACCGUGGGAAUUGCCGACCUAUACAGUUUGAACCCCCAAUGUUGGACUUUCACGAACAGCCUGUUGGGAUGCCAAAAAUGGAGAAAGUUUAUUUACAUAAUCCAAGCUCAGAGGAAAUAAGUUUGAUAUCAAUAUCAGCAACAACAGCACAUUUUCACGCAUCCUUUUUCCAGAAUAGGAUAAUUCCACCAGGAGGAAACACAUCGUUUGAUGUGGUAUUUCUCGCUCGAGUGGUUGGGAAUGUAGAAAACACUUUAUUUAUUAAUACAUCACAUCAUGGAGUGUUUACAUACCAGGUUUUUGGGGUGGGCAUUCCAAACCCCUACAGACUGAGGCCCUUCAUCGGGGCUCGAGUCCCAGUGAACAGUAGCUUUUCACCUCUAAUAAACAUCCACAACCCGUACAGCGAACCACUGCAGGUUGUUGAGAUGUACUCAAGUGGUGGGGAUCUACAUCUGGAGCUUCCCACAGGUCAACAGGGAGGCACUGGAAAAUUAUGGGAGAUUCCCCCGUUUGAGACGAAAGGCGUGAUGAGAGCGAGCUUCUCUUCUAGAGAUGCAGACAAUCACACAGCUUUCAUCAGGAUUAAAACCAACGCCCCCAAUGAAGAACAGUUCAUCAUUCUGCCUGUGGAGGUGGAGGUCACAUCAGCCCCUGGUAUAUACUCCUCCACAGAGAUGCUUGACUUUGGUACACUGCGUUCACAAGAUCGGCCAAAGCUGCUGAAUCUACACUUAUUAAAUUCAGGGACAAAAGAUGUUCCAAUAACAAGUGUUCGAACAACACCAUCAAAUGAAGCCGUCACAGUGGACUUCAAAGCAGUCACACUAAAAGCUGGAGAGAGCAGAUAUACCAAAGUUGCAAGUAUUAGUUUUGACGCCUCAAAAGCGAGAAGACCAUAUCAAUUUUCUGGUAAAAUAACUGUUAAAGCAAAAGAAAAGAGCUACUCCAAGCUUGAAAUCCCAUACCAGGCAGAAGUUUUAGAAGGCUAUCUGGGCUUUGACCACACAGCCACUUUGUUCCACAUCAGAGACAGUCCUGUAGACCCAGUGGACAAACCCAUCUUCCUGACAAAUGCCUUUAACUUUGCAGUCCAGAUACAUAAUGUGUCCCUGCCUGAAGAGGCCAAAAUUAUGUUUCGAGUAUACAACUUCAGCGCGCCCAUCGUCAUCCCCCAACGCGAGUCGCGGUACAUUUUCUCCCUCCUCUUCCGGCCGGUGCGACCAUCUAUUCACAUCGACAACAACAUUCUGCUCCUCACCAACGCAUCCAAGUUCCACCUGCCUGUUCGAGCUUACACAGGCUUCCUGGAGCCCCUGGUGUUGCCUCCCAGUCUGAAGGAGAACCUUCUGGACUUUGGCAUCCGCAGUGCAACAGACACCAGCAGCAUCACGUUUGUGGUGGUCAACAGUAACCCCAUAGAGUUGGAGAUCAAGUCCUGGCUGGUCACUGGAGACAGUCUGUCCAUGGAGCUGCUGAAGACGGAGAAAGGAAACACAACAGUGGCCCAGAGUCGCCUGAAAGAGCUGCAGAACACUUCAGCCUCCCAUCACAAAACUGUGAUAUUAGCAUCUGGCUAUUACGCAGCAUUCAGAGUGACACUUGUGGCCAAGGCACUGGAGGGAACGUACGAUGGAGCCAUACACAUGACCACGGAUUUUGAGAUAUUAACCAUCCCAGUAAAAGCUCUGAUUGCAGUGGGCACAUUAACCAGCUCUCCCAAACACAUCGUUUUACCACCCUCAUUUCCAGGGAAAAUCAUUCAUCAGAGCUUUAGCAUACAGAGCUCUUUUACACAGAAAGUGAGGCUUCAGCAGAUCCGUUCGCUGACGGAAGACAUUCGUUUUUACUACAAACGGCUGAGAAACAACAAAGACGAGCUGGAGCCCAGACGAAAAUCAAAGGUGGCAAAUAUUUAUUUUGACGCCAGCUUGCAGUGUGGUGAUCACUGUUAUGUGGGGCUGCCAUUUGUGCUUAAAUCUGAGUCCAAGCCUCAUGGGCUGGCGUUACAGGAAGAUAUAUGGGACGCUGAUGUGGAUCUUCAUCAGAAACUUCUCAGACGAUGGAAAGAGCUGAAAGAGCGUGCAGGACACAAGAUUGAAGCCGUCUUUGAAGUCAACACAGACCUUCAAAAAAAUGUGCAAGCUAAAAUAACGGCACACUUGACCUGGCCCUCACUGGUCAACUCUUCACAUCGAAUUACAUUCCCUCUGACCAACACAAACAGUUCCUCUAAUGAGGAGGUGAUUCUUCAGAAUCCCGCUGAUGUCCCCGUCUACGUCCAAGUUCUCCCCUUGGCACUGUUACCCAACCCCUCAGUGUUUUCUGGAAAAUUGGCUGACAGGUUUCCUCUAGGAAAUGUUUCCAACAUCAACAUUGACACAAACACCUUUGAGUUCCAGGUUCACAGAAAUCAAUCAUCCCUAAUGAGAACCAGCACUGGGUUCAUAGAGGGCUCAACCAGACCCUUUGUGUACAACCUCCUCCUGCUACCGGGUGAAGUGAAGUCAUUCAGUGUGCGAUUCACUCCCAUCAGCAACCACAGUGUCUCCUCCCUCCUCAUAGUCAGGAAUAAUCUGACUGUAAUCGACACAAUCAUCCUUCAUGGGCGAGGUACAACGGAGAGUCUGAAAGUUGCCGGGAAGCCGCCGGGACAAGGCAGCUCGCUCAGGUUUAAGAUGACGGAGGCGCUUCUGAAAGACUGCACAGAGAAGACAAAAGAUAGAGAGCCAAACUUCACUCUGAAAAGAACAUUCAGAGUGGAGAACACGGGCCUGCUUCCGAUCACCAUCCGAUCAGCUGAAAUCAAUGGACAAGCCUGUGAAGGAUAUGGAUUCAAAGUUCUUAACUGUCAAGAGUUUGCACUUAAACCAAAUGCUUCGAAAGACCUCAUCAUACUGUUUACACCUGACUUCACUUCAUCUCGAGUGAUCCGGGAGCUGAAGUUGAUCACAUGCGGAGGCUCCGAGUUUGUGUUUGUGCUGAACGCCUCGUUGCCCUACCACAUGUUAGCUGCCUGUGCAGAGACCUUGCCUAGACCAAGCUGGGAGCUGGAGCUCUACAUCAUAGUGUCUCUCAUUAUGAGUUCCAUGUUUCUGUUGGUGAUCGCCACAGCAUACCUGGAGGCUCAGAGCAUCUGGGAGCCUUUCAAGAGAUGCGUGUCUGUGGAAUCCAACUCCACCUUGGAGACUGGGAAACCAUUUAAUCUCAGGGACAUAGUGCAAAUUCAUAGUGAUUCAAAGUUGAACGAUUACAACGAUUCAACCCAAAGCUCCAGAGGAUUGUAUAGCAACGGAGCAGCACGCGGAGGAGGUCGACCGAGUAACAACCGCACACUGUCUGACUCGGACAGCCAAGAGAAGAGGUCCAGGAUCAGCUUUGGACGCUCACCUAUGCAAGCGGCUUCCUCCCAGCUGACCAAAGGAAGUACAACCUCAGGCCAUGAAGGUCCUCCAGCUGCCUGCCAGCUAACCAACCGCAAGGCUCGCAGCACCAAACAACUGGAUCUCCAGAGUCAAAGUUUAGCCGGGUCAUCGCUGCCUCACAGAGGCCUCUGCUCUGACGAUGCAGAAUUUGCCAAUCUGAUAGGAGCCAUGGACAAUGACUUGGACCGCCCCCCAUCACUUGGUGCCGAGGCUCUACAAGAGCAGAGCUCUCAGUCUGUGCAAAACAAGGUGUUGGAAUCCAAAGGGAAGCCGCGUGGAAAAACAAAAGCGCAGAGAAAGAAGGAAGAGAAAGAGAGAAAAUCAGCGGCAAAGACUCAGGGAGACGAGCUUAAAGACAACAUGGCUGACAACGACGAUAGCUCCUCCACCACCACAGAGACCUCUAACCCAGAUGUGGAGACAAACAUGCGGGAGGAACCAGUGACAAAGAAAGGAAGGACGACGACUUCUGUAAAAGUGAAAGAAGAUUCAGCUGUCUUAAACAAGCCGAAAACUAAGAAACAAGGAAGCACAAAGAAAGAACCCCAAGCAGAGAAAUCCAGUUCUCUGGAGCUGCCUUAUGUAACACCACUGGAAACCAAACAGCGUAAGAGCUUCACACCAAAAGCUCUGCACCCUCUCACCAUCCCAAAGAUGAAACCUCUGCAGAAACAAAGAUUAGACAGUAAGGUGGAGGAAGGGCGUCCCUCAAUGUUGGCCAAACUCCUGUCCAGUGACUCUGCCCCCGAACAGGGCCACAGCAGCAGCUCUGAAGGCGAGAAGGACUUCGCUCCUCCAGAGUGGGAUGUGCCUCUUUCGAAAAACAGCAUCCCAGAAGCAGAUAGUCUUCAGCAGCUCUCCCUCCAGACCAUAAACGCAGACCCUUUCCUGAAAAGAUCAGCCACAGCUGGGACCUGCUCACCUCCACCGACGUCCCCCAGUUUACUGUCCCGAGGCACCUACAGCAGCGUACUCAACAGUAACAGCGAGGGACACCAGAAGAAGGCCCCGGGAAACAAACUGUCUCCUGCUGCUCCACUCCCAGGCAAAAAUGGCAACCCCACGUUUGCUGCUGUUGCUGCUGGUUAUGAUAAAAGCCCUGGCGGCUCAGGUCCAGGUAAAUCAGACCACCAAGGGAAGAGUCUGGCUCACAUGACCUCAGUGGAAAGUGACAGCUCUGACAGCUCUGGAUUAUGGAGUCCCAUUGACACUGCCAGCAGUCCAAACUACCAUCCUGCCAACUCUUUCUCUGCCUUUGGGCCCAACAACUCCUUCAACCUGACAGGAGUUUUCAGUGGAAUGAAUCUCCCCAAACCGUCCGAGCCUCAGCAGAGCUGGCCUGACUUCACCACCGUGUCCUCGUCUAUCUGGGACAUACCAAGCAGCGACUCUCUGCACUCCUGGCCCAGCAGCUCCGGCUCACCCACUGCCCCGACCGCUUCACUCCUUGGAAACACCCGCAGUCCCUGGUCUACAACCACGCCCUUCGGCAGCUCCAUCUGGUCGACGAGCGCGGAUUCAGCCUUGCACCCUUUUGUUCCAACGACGACCACAACAACUCUGACUGACCUGGUUAACAGCUCUGCCUCGCCGGCACCAGCUCCCACAGAGAUGAGUCGGACCUACAACCCGUGGAGCAUGUGGCGCCCCACGCUGAGCAGACGUAGCUCAGAACCGUGGCCCAGUUCCUCUGAAAACGGCAAUUAGACGGCACUUAACAAGAAGCAUGUCAUAGGUUUGAUGUACUCUGUACGCCAAAUCAAAACCUUUUUAUUUAAAACCGAGAACGCCAACAGAAAAAGCAAUGUUACUUGAAAUGUGUGGUAGCCCAGUGUUGUAGGUGACCAACACAGCAAUUUAGUUCUCAGCUGUUUGUUUUUUUAUUUCAUGUUGCAGAAAAGCCAUUUUAUUCUUGGUUUUGUUUUAACAGGAAGUCCCUAAGUUAAACCUGUUGAUGGUCAUGCUAAUGCCAGGGCAAACAUUUUGUUCAUAUAGAAAUGCAGAAUCUCUAAAGAUCAGUAUUAAGUUGAAACAGACAUCUUGUUUUAAGCCGCGUCCUCUUUAUCAGAGUCAAUAUUGGUUUCUAUAAAAACCUGGUUUGAAUAGUAAAAAUUUGGAUUUAAUCUGCGUUUAAAUCAGCGUACCAGGCUUUUUGUUUGGCAGCAGAGAUCUGUCGUAAUCUGACGUGUGAUUCUUAAGAAAUGCAGCAGCCCAGAAAGCUUUCGUCGACAUUCAUGUUCCUCAUUUUAAAGUUGGCUCUGCCCCAAAACUGACAAAGCCUUCUGUAAGAGUCAUUUAAGGUUUGUAUGGUACAUCACUUUAAAUAAAGGAUUUCAGCAAAA